CUCUAUUCCACCACCUCCGCAACAAGCUCUGCCGAGUGUAGACCAUAGACUGAUAUACUCCGGAUGGCCUCACUGCGACGACCUGACUCCUGCUUUCGUCCAUUUCUCUUUUUUUUGCAUUGAGACUGCGUGUAUUUGCUUUGACAUACAACCCCCCUUUCGCCCCCCUUGGCCCCCAAUUCAAGCGCCUAUACGCUACGCACCUCAACACCUGCAUAAUCCCCCUCGCCUGCAAUUCCAUCCCGCCGGUCCCCCAGACGCCCGCGGGAGCUUAGCUGUACAGAAACGUCCAUCCACAAUCACAUUGUUGGAUGUCCUGCUAUUCCCACCUAGUCCCGUGCUACUCCUCCUGCCCAUCCUCACGGGUUGCAGUUCAACGUCUCUCUUCUCUCCAUACUUUAUCCAUUGACCCUCUUCCACCACCUCAACCCACGCGGUACACAGGUACAAGCACGCGCUUGCAUUGCAGCCGUCGCCAAUCGUACCACGAAACUCAGUCCCGUUGACUCGCUCCAUCUUCCCAUUACACCGAAAUCGGGCAGCUAGCAUAUCCAUGUGACGAGGUGAGAAUAAUUGGGCGUGCAUUCCUUUGCCUGUACUGCAGGCUCGCGAAAACUGGCAGGGCGGCAAUAGUAUCGCGAGAUUGGUGAGUGGUUCCCUUCAAGUCCCGUAUACAAACAUGUAUACGGGCCAAGGCGAUGCUGGCGACCAUAUUACUUCAAUAUAGGCCAUGUGCCCAUCCAUUGGAUUCAGGAUCCGCAUGUAGUUGUCCUACUAACUCUCUGGCCCUUCCUAUUGCAGAUAGAAGAAUCAAUUAACCAUCGCCAUGUCCGCCGGACAAUUGGCGAGGAAUCGCUCCAUCUCAAUGAGCUCUGGACAAUCAUCGAGGGGGAAAUUAGCAACGUUGGCCGAAAUCAGUAAAAGCAUGCCAGCAGAACACACCCGCCACUUCGAUCCAUGCGCUGCUACGGCUUCCAUGUUUUUGUAUGCCCAGGGAAACUCAGUUGUUUGUUGUCACCACGAUACUCUGACCAUCGAAAGGCGAUUUUCAAGGCAUGCCGAGGAGAUUGUUUUGUUGGCUGUUGAUACGGUCAGUGAUAGAGGCGCAGGCAGAUUAGUAGUAAGUUGCGAUGUUGGACAGACCGCCAUUGUUUGGGAUUGUAUGACGGGCGAUGAAAUUGCAAGAUUUGCAUCUUAUGAGAAUCUCACUGUCGCAGCAUGGAUGCGAAAUGGAAACGUUGCAUUCGGUAUGUUCUUUUCUGUAUCUCUCAAACAGCGUUACUAACUUGUCCAGGAAAUUCCCAAGGAAAUGUCAUUCUUUUUGAGCCAUCAACCUCGGAGCACAUUUCAGCUAGAACGAUAGACCAGAUUCCAGUGACAGCUUUGGCACCAGCUGCUGAUUGUAGAACUUACGCGAUUGGGUACGAAUGAGAACUAAUGUUCCAACCCUCUUGCUAAUAUUGUACAGAUUUUCAAAUGGAUCGCUCAUGAUUGCAGCUUUACAACCAAGAUUUACAAUUCUUCAUAAUCUGACUACAUCCAGAGGUCCAUCUCCCAUCGUCACACUGGCCUGGCAUGGAUCCUCAUCACGACAGAAAUCGGACAUGCUAGCAACCCAAACAAAUGACGGGGACCUUCGUGUAUGGAGUAUUGCAAAAUCAGCCAGCAGCACCGACGCCGCAAAGGUGGUACGGGUCCUGAAGAAAUCAGAAAACUUUCAAGCGGGUCCCAAUUGGCUGGCAUGGUCAAAAAAUGGGCGAAUCAUUCAAUAUUCAGAAAGGUACGUGAUAUCAUUCCACAAAUGGUGUGACCGAAGCCGCGCGCUUAGCAAGACAUAUAGCUGACUUGACCCCUGUUUAGCGAAACCGCUUCGUGGGAUGUACGCACCAAGCAUGUCACAUUUGACCCAAUACCCACACUGGCAACCGUCCGAGGCCUGGCAGUGUAUGGCCCUGGUGCCACUCUGUUUACAUUGGGUGCCAACAAUACGGCUCAGCAAUUUGAUCUGAAUAUUCCAGCUCAGUUGGUGGCAAAUGUGCAGCAUCCAGCCAAUCUACUUCCUCCGUCACCACCAGUUUCGAUCGAGGAGCAAAUGAAGCAACAAAAUUCUAUGGCUGCGGCCCAAGCCGAAAUAUCGGCGAUGCCGAUCAAUAUUGACAUUUCUGAAAGUGAAGAAGACCACAUGUCGCCACUUGCAAGGAUAGCUCGAGAGAUGGACAAGCUGGAAUUGGAGAGGCAGGAGCCUGAUCGUUCUGAGACCCUCAGUCCUGUCUCUUCUAGAAGCAGAGCCUCUUCUCAAUCUUCAGCAGCAUCUCGACCCCGUCAUCGUGAAUAUCGUAAAGCCAAACCACAGUCUGUGACAUCUCGUGGAAAGCAUAGCGAAGCUGCCACCACCGUGUCUAUGGGAUCUUCCAUUCACACCCGAGACCCUUCAAUGGCUAGCCGUGACAGUUUCUCGAUGAGUAGCGUUACCUCUUCACACGUCUCACAUAGAUCUCGACCAAGAGGUUCCAGAUUACGGCAGGAAGUUCUCCGCAGCCCGGAAGAAGUAGGGCCCAUAUUGGAUUUGUUCAAGUUUACUAAGUCUAGAUUAAGCGACAUCCCUUAUAGUCAUCCACAAGUUCUCGACAACACCCACCUCACAGUCAAUGAUCUCAGACGACAGAUGCUUAGCACAAUUUUUGGUUGGAAUGGCGAGGUUGACACGUUGAUUCAGGAUGAAUUAAAUCGACACCCUGUAGGGUCCCCACCCCGACUUUUACUGGCAAAAUGGCUAGGGGAUAUUGAUACGGAUGUACUUGCUGCAACUACCUCCGACUCCAUGACCUCUUCCGACUGGAUGCUUCUCGCUCUCUGUGGUAUUGGAGGGACUGCUUCACAAGCAAAGGUUGCUCGUGCAUUUGUUCAACGAUUGCUUGAAAAGGGAGAUGUGCACACCGCUGCCACCAUUUUGAUUGGGAUGGGCGAUCAAAAUGAUGCGAUUGAAAUUUACGUAUCUCACAAGCGUUAUAUGGAGGCUCUGAUUUUGACUUGUCUCGUUUUCCCUUCGGAUUGGUCACGACAAGCUGAAUUGGUCAGGACAUGGGGUGAGUGGGCUGUUCAACAUAGUCAGCAGCAACUGGCUAUUAGAUGCUUUUCUUGCACUGGAUCGGAAUCGACGGAGCCUUGGUUUUCGCCAACCGCUCAAGCUUUAACUUUCAAGCAACUCCAACUCCAAAGCCAAAGUAUUCCAGAACUCCUCAGUCCUCCACUAUCUCCACCUGGAGCAAGAGGUCCUCAGCGCAGUAUUGCCAAGACAUCCGCACUCAAACUUAUCACCUCCUUUGGCGACAAGGCUGCUAAAUCCAAAUUCUUUGGAGUUGGAGAUGACGAUCGCACACCGGUUGGUGGUGGCAUAACUCCGAUUGCAGAGUCUGCAUUAUCACCACAAGGUGAUACAACGGCCUUUCUCAGACCGAGUAAUCGCAGUGUAUACAACACCCCCGCAUCGGCAAGAACUGCGACUCCUGGUGGAUUCUCCAGACAGAGACUUCCUUCAAUAGGCGAGAUGCCCUCUGACGUGCCCCUUCCCCGAAUGAAGCUUGAGCCCGCGAAUUUACCAGCUCCUGCCGAGUCUGGUUCUGAUAGAGAAAGGAGUGAAAAUCUUGCUCGAGCUCGAGAAACUGACAAUGCGUCACAACCCCCACCGGAUUUGCUUAACUCCGCCAGGUACAAUCCUAUAGCUAGAGCAUCUACAGCAAGCCCCAUGAUGGAGAAAGCAAAAUUCAAGCUGCAAGGACUUCCAUCUCCUUCACCCGAAUCUUUCACACAGCAGAAUGCCGCGGCUCGUCAUCGAAAUGGUUCUCGGGACCGUAAACCUGAUGGACUUCAGAUCCAGUGGCCACCAAUGGAAUCAAUCAUUACUGGUGAUUACAUGACCUCUCCUGAUCCAUCCGUUGCUUCUUCCAGACUUACUGCCGCGUCAAGCACAAGAAGCCCUGUGAUGAGCGAGAGGAGUUACAGAAGCAUGGGAGGAGUAAGUCCAGUUGUCACCGGGAGAAGUCUCGAUCAGUAUAUUAGUAGUCUAGAAUCUGCUCAGUAUCAUUCCGCCAAGCAACGAACGAGACAGAGCAGCCGUGAUAGAUCAGGGAGAGCUGGUAGCAGUAGCCGCAAACCUAAAACGAGAGAACCUUCCGAAGACCGUGGACGCAACAAUGCUCGGUACAUCAAACCAGCAAAACGCUCACCAACUUCGCCAGUACCAAUGUCACCUGAGGAUCUCAUCGAUCUAGGUUCCACCGCGGGUCCUUUCUCGCCUACUGAUUCCACUACCACUACUCAAUCUAGACGGAAAAGGGAGACCAGUCGCUCAAGAGCUACGACGUCAAGAGCACCUAGCCGUGUUCGUCGUAUCUCUCCAGAGGCAGCUCGAGUAGGCUCCAGAGCAGCCAGCCGUGGUCAAAGUCGCAACGCAAGCCGCCAGCCGAGCCCUAGAGGAAAGCUAACCAUGAUUGAUACAAGUUCCAGGGGUAGAAGUCAUGGUCGCGAUGGUUCUGCGAUGCGCUCUCCGUCUUCACCCCUUCCAAUGUCCCCUCAAGCCAAGUUUUACCAGGACGAAGACGCAGCAGAUUUGAAAAAGGCACACGAUGAUCAAAUGCGUUUUAGAUCCCGAAAUAGAAGCACCAGCCGUAUGAGAGAACGUGGGACAAGUACUGCUCGCCACGAAUCGCCAGAGAGGAAGCGAAGAGAUCGCUCAAGUAGCCGCCGUCCAGCUGAGCGAGAUGCUAGCCAGGUGAGGAGAGAGCCCAAGGAAGCUUCUCCACCAAAACGUGAAAGGCAACCAUCUCAUGCUCGAUCCGCUUCUGGACGUGAAGCUGGAGAUUUGAACCUGAUCAAAGAUGCCCGCACUUUGAAAAAGGAACAGGCUGCUCGUGAGCUUGAGGAGAGACGCAAGUCUCUUGCUUUGAGACCCAUGGCCCCUGCAAUUGUUCAUCCGGAAGAAAUUGCGACUCUUUCGCCAAUCUCAUAUCGUCACCCGUCGCCGGAUCUUCACAGAACCUCAAAGCAGCCUCAACCGCCCAGGAGUCAAACUGCAUCGCCCUCCAGCCUUCAAACUUCACCUGUUUAUUUGAACCAGAGCAACUCAUCAUCACCGCAAGUUGGACUUCCAGCGACUCCGAGAGCCAUGAGACAUCCAAAGUAUGAUCCCGAUGGGCAUAGCAUUCCAGAAGUCCCUCAGAUUCCUGGCAAGUAUGAGAAUGAGUCACCAAUCGGAUCGAAUUGGGGUAGUCUGAAUGCGCUCUCUCAUAAUAGUGCUUUUGAAACCCUCGGGCCUUUGCCAAAGACAACAUACUCGGCAGCACCUCGUCGAGUACCAGCACGUUGUGCAUCUGCUCCUAUCCCGGAAGAGCCUCCUGCUUCACCGCAUCCAUUGCCUGCAGCAUUACCAACUCAUCCAGCUUUCCAAGCAGCACUUCCACCGAGUAGUCGAGGCAAGACACAGGAGCCGAAUACUCAGCGAUCACCAGUUCCAUCUCCUCGCAAGAUCAAUCCUGGAGAGUCACAACCAGGAACUUUAGGAUAUGAGGCUAGAAAUAACAGCCCGACUCACUCGACACACAACCCGGCUGUCUUGGGCGGUAUGAUGGGAGGUAUUGAUGAAACUAUGCGUCAACAUAACCACAACCCAUUAAACGACAACCUCAUCCCACCACCACCACCACCUCCUCCUCCAGCCCCACCAAUCAUCCCCCAACUCCAACAUCUCGCAACACCACCUCCACCACCACCCGCUCCCCUCUACAAUCCAAACAAUCCAAACAACACAACCUCCAUGGUCUCCGGCGUAUCCACCAGCUCAGGCGAUAUCGAAAUCGUCAUGGACGACGACUCAGACUCCAAACCCUCCAACAACAAGAACUCCCCCACCGAGCAAUCCACCUCUUCACUAACCCUUACCCCACCCCAAGCCCCCUUCGCCCAAGGCCACUCCCGGAACCGUUCCAUGGGCCAUUCCCGCGGGAGAAGCGAGACAGACAACAGCAUCUCCGGACGCUUCACCCGAGCCGCNCCCCACCCCAAGCCCCCUUCGCCCAAGGCCACUCCCGGAACCGUUCCAUGGGCCAUUCCCGCGGGAGAAGCGAGACAGACAACAGCAUCUCCGGACGCUUCACCCGAGCCGCAGAGCGCUUGAGGAGUGCGAGUCGAGGACGCAAUGGAACGAAGAGUCCGCCGAUCCUGGAGCAGGGCACGAGUCCUUACGAGAGUGUGCCGCCGCCCAAUUGGGGUGCUGGGAGAGCUGGGUUGAUGGCUAGUCCGCCGCUGCCGGCUAUGAAUGGGGGUGCUGGGAUGAUGACUAGUGAGAGGCACCCGAGGGAGGUGAGGGCUGCGCAUAUGGCGGGGAUGGAGGGGGGGAUGAUUUGAGAUGAAGAGGGAGGUAUUAUCUUUUUAUGAUGAUGAUUUCUAUUUUACGUGUUUUUACAUUCAAGGGGUUGAAAGAAAGAGAUGGGGCAUUCGCAUGCAUCGGCGUUUUUCCCUUGUCGGGUUUUAUUAUCUUAUUACCAUUUGUUGCCUUUUUGCUAUGUCUAGCUUUGAAGCCAUUUUCAUCUUUACUAUAUAUCCUUUUCGAUACCCUCUAAUUUAAGUUGCGCAUUUUUUAUAUAUAUCUUCUUAUGGCGUGAUUUUAUGGUUUUAUAACUACGAAGAGGGCGGGUGGGGUAAGUGAGCGAGCGAGCGAGCGAUGGAAAUAGUAAUACAGAUAGAGGAGUAGGGAAGAUUACCACUAUUAGGCAGAAGUAGAAUAUAUUAUAUUUAAUUGAUUAUAUAAGUUGGUGAUUAGGAGGUGGUAGGUAGUAUUUUUAUCGUCGAGUUUAUAGGAGUAAGAUAGGUGAUGAUUAUAUAUCUUGUAUUUUUGAAAUUUUGGGUAUGAUAACUCUACGAGAGUUAAACGAUAUUCGCAAAAAGCAGGGAAAGGAGUCGAGGUUUACAAGUGUAGGGGUGUGCUACGGAAUAGUAUAUACUCUUACCUGAAUGCGUAUUCCGAGCCAACGACGCAGCCAAGAGCGAGGAGUAGCGUAAGAUUACGGUUUCAAGGGUGAUUUCGUCCUAGAAUAGGUAAGAGUGCGGUCGCUUAAAAUGAAAUACAGGAUGGAGACCGGCAUUGUAA
This is a messenger RNA of Hymenoscyphus albidus, 7144 nucleotides long. The record is from the annotation of a GenBank genome assembly. Lineage: Eukaryota; Fungi; Ascomycota; Leotiomycetes; Helotiales; Helotiaceae.